Molecule: messenger RNA, 7310 nt
Organism: Bursaphelenchus okinawaensis
Lineage: Eukaryota; Metazoa; Nematoda; Chromadorea; Rhabditida; Aphelenchoididae
Source: the annotation of a GenBank genome assembly
AUGACGAGUUCGAGUGAAGGCGAGAUUCUACAGAGUAAUCAGAUCAUCCGGGAACGAUGGAAAAUAGUAAGUUUUUCUAAAUUUUGUAAAAUUUUGGGUUUUGCAGACUGCGGGUGACAUGUUAUACUAUGGAUGGGGGGAUUAGGACUUUUUCACAAAUUUAAGGCAAAAAAUAAGAAAGUUUAAUAAGAAGAACUGUAAAUAUUGUCAUUUCUUAUCAGUUUAUUAUAUUUUUGGUUGAAAAGCCACAAAAAUUAUUGAUUUUGGCUCAAAGCCCUAAAAAUUGGCCAAAAAGCGGACUUUUUCACAAAGUUAAGGCAAAAAAUAAAAAAGUUAGAUAGUAUUGAUUAUAAGUAUUUUCAUUCUUUAUCAGUUCAUUAUAUUUUUAGUCGAAAAGCCACAUAAAAAGUAUUGAUUUUAGCUAAAAGCCCCCAAAAUUCAGCCAAAAAGCGGACUUUUUCACAAAUUUCAAAUAAAAACUAAAAUUUUUCAAAUUCCAGAAAUGCAAGCUAGGUGGUGGUGGAUUUGGAGAGAUAUACGAAGCCUUGGACAUGCAAAAUCAUAAUGAAAGAGUUGCGGUCAAAGUGGAAUCGGCCAAAGCAACGAAACAAGUCCUCAAAAUGGAGGUGGCGGUGCUUCGGAGGCUUCAAGGUAAGAAUUUUGGUGGUUCUUAGGUGUAUAUUGGUCAAAGAAUGAUCUGGAAUACCUUACUAUGGUCUUUAUUUACUUUUUUAAGUUUUAAAAAUUUGAAUUUAGAAAAAAAAAUUGUUCGAAAAAAUUAGACUUGGUCCCUUUGAAAUUUUUCGAUAGUUUACAAAACAUGCCAUAACUUUUUGGACGAAACUUGAAAAUGGACGAAAUUUUGUUACAAGGCAUAAAAUGGCAAGAACUUGCUUUACAAAAAAAAUUCUCAUUUUUUGUUACCUAAAAACUUAACUUUUUGACAAAAAAAAUUUUUUUUGUAAAAGUCGAACUUCCAACUUUAGCUACAAGACAUACAAUGGCAAUUACUUUCUUUACAACACAAAAAUGCUUUUCUUUUGUUACCUAAAAACUUACCUUUUUGACAAAAAAAAGUUUUUUUUGAAAAAAUUGAACUUGGUCCCCCUGUGAAAUUUUUCGAUAGUUUACAAAACAUGCCAUAACUUUUUAGAUAAAACUCGAAAAUGGACAAAAUUUUGUUACAAACCGUAGAAUGGCAAGAACUUUCUUUACAAAACAACUUUUCAUCUUUUGUUACCUAAAAACUUGCUUUUUUGGCAAAAAAAAAUUUUUUGAAAAAAUUGAACUUGGGCCCCUCUGCGCAAUUUUUUGAAAGUUUUAUAAAACCUGCCAUAACUUUUUGAACAAAACUUGGAAAUGAACCAAAUUUGGCUACAAGACACAUAAUGGCAGGAACUUUCUUUACAAAAAACUCAUCCUUUUCUUACCAAAGAACUUAUCUUCUUGACCUCUAAACCUACUACAAUAUAAAGAACCUGUAUAUCAAACAAUUUCUAGGUAAAAAACAUGCGUGUAAAUUCUACGGUUGUGGUCGAAACGAACGAUACAAUUACCUGGUCAUGUCUUUACAAGGUAAAAACUUGGCGGAUCUACGCCGAGAGUCUCCGAAACAAUGCUUUUCGGUAUCGACCGCGCUGAGGCUGGCUUCACAGAUUCUGGUAUCAAUCAAAGAAAUUCAUUCCAUUGGGUUCUUGCACAGGGAUGUCAAACCGGUAAGGGAGGGGGUUUUUAUUGGUUUGAGGGUUUGGUAGAUUAUAUGUUGUUGUAGGGCAGGGAAGGGCAGGGUAGAACAGGGUAGGGUAGGGUAGUUCUAAUUUUUAUUUUUUUUAAUAAUUAUGUCACCAUGACAACUUUUUUUAAUUUUUAAAAAAUGUGUCAUCAUGACAGCUUUUUUCUAUCCAAAAAUUAUAUCAUCAUAACAACUUUUUUGUGCAUUUUUAAAAAUUGUGUCAUCAUGACAUAUUUUUCAAUUUUUAUAAAAUAGUGUCACUAUGACAGAUUUUUUUAUUUUUAGAAUAAAAAUCAUUAUGAGAGAAAAAAUUGUGUCAUCAUGACAACGUUUUUUUAUUUUUAAAAUAUGUAGUGUCACUAUGACAGAUUUUUUUAUUUUCAAAAAACGUGUCAUCUUGACGAUUUUUUUCAACUUUAAAAAAAUGUGUCAUCAUGACAUAUUUUUUAAAAUUUUUUUUUCAAAUUGUAUUAUCAUGACAUCUUUUUUCAAAUUUCCAAAAAUUCUGUCAUCACGAUUAAUUUCUCUCUCAUUUUCAGUCCAAUUUUGCGAUGGGUCGAACGAGUUCGACGAUGCGAGUAGUGUACAUGUUGGACUUUGGUUUGGCCAGGUUAUACCUAAACAAUCGGGGCGAAAUCCGUAGUCCGCGGACGGCGGCCGGCUUCCGCGGCACAGUACGGUACGCCGCUGUUUCGGCUCACAAAAAUAAGGUAAAUUUUUGAUUAUUUUGGCAAGAACUUUCUUUACAAAACAAUAAAUGGCAAGAACUUCCUUUAGAGAACAUAAACUAGCAAGAACUUUCUUUACAAAAACAUAAAAUGGCAAGAACUUUCUUUACGCGCCUUAAAACUGUCAUUUUUACGCAGAAAAAGGUUCCGCAGGCUGCGGGGGACAAGUUAUACGACGAAUAGUCAAACUUUCUCUCUUUUAUUAGCUUGCCACGCCCAAUAAUAAAAAAGUUUGUAGUUGGUUGUUUAAAUAGUUUUGUGCCCCUAACUUUGAAAAUUUGCUUUGAGGGGGGGGGGCUCAAAUUUUUUUGAACAGUGAUAAUUUUUUAAAAUUUUUUUAAAUUAAAAUUCAAAUUUUUUUCAGGAAAUGGGUAGACAAGACGACCUGUGGUCGUUGUUUUACAUGCUGGUCGAGUUCCUGCAAGGCGCCUUACCAUGGCGUCGUAUCAAAGACAAGGACGAGGUGGGCCGGAUGAAGGACGAAGCCGAUCCAGAAAAGCUACUAGAAGGCUGUCCAGUCGAGUUGCUAGCCAUACCCAAACACCUCAAGACCCUGGGCUAUCCGGACGAACCGAACUACAGUAUGCUCGAGUCGGUUCUGUGGUCCUGCAUGGCUAGACUGAGUAUCAACAUGGAUGACCCCUACGACUGGGAGAUUGGCUAUGAGAACAUCAGCGGUCGAAGCAAAACCACGUCGAGUACGACCAAUAAUGGCAACGCCAGUACGAGGAUGCGGUCUCAUACUACGGCAGUACGAGAUGUGCAGAGAGACGAGAAGAACCGCGGCAUGGACACACAAGCACCGAUCACCAUGGGCGAGGACGAGGACGAACAGACCGGCAACUACAACUACAAGUUCCCAGCACUAGGCAGUAUGAAGAGCUCUCAGCACGAAGCUGACGGGCACGAGCGGCCCAAGUACAAGCGACAAGAGUUCAUGCGGCCCAAGUACGGUGCUGUGAGCUUUGACGUGAUUGAUGCUGUGAAUGCACGGCUAGCCGCUGCUUCUUCGGCUGGUGAAGUUGGUACUCGGAAUGGUCCUGUUCAUCUCAUGAAUCGCCUGAGGAUCGAGACUUCGGUCGAGAAUGACCCCAAGUACUAUAAUCCUGUGCACGAGAAGGUGGAGUUGACGAUAGGACAACCUGGAAACUAUAGUACAAAUCAGCUUGGCAGUACUGGGCAAAAUCAAAAUGUUGGGCAGAAUCAGCAUGGUGCUAGUGGUACUAUGGGUAAUCAGAGUGCGGUACUAAGUCAGAAUGGUGCUCAGAAUCAGAAUAGUACUCAGAAUCAGCUCGGUACCCAAAGUCUGUAUGGUACUCAAAGUCAGCACGGUACUCAGCACGGUACCCAAAACCAGAACCUCACCCCCAACUCAAUGCCAAACUCAACCCACAACUCUCAGAACCUAGCCUAUAAGGAGAACAACAACAACGAGAAGAAGUCUCAAAAAAGCCUGACACUAUCGAUUGGCAAGAAAUACCAAAAUGGCAAACGAAAUGUCACACCUUCCAACACCACCAACGCUGUCGCUGACGAUGACGGAAUUAUUGGAAAAGACAUAUCACAGAAUAAGGGACAGACUAUCGUCUCGAAAUGGCAGGGUAGGAUUUUUGUGUUUUGAAAUGGCAGAGUAGGGUUUUAAGCUAUUUUUUGCACCGUGCAAGCGCUGAUUUGAACCGUGCAAGCGCUGCACGGCGCAGAAAUUUAUUUUUUAGCAAUAACUUUCUUUACAAACCAAAAAAUGGCAUCAACUUUCUUUCCAAAACAUAAAAUGGCAAGAACUUUCUUUACAAAGCAAAAAAUGGCAAGAAUUUUCUUUGCAAAACAAAAAAUGACAAAAUUUAUGUUAGGUAUGUUAUAAAACGUCCAUAACUUUACUUCCAUCCGGCGUUCCUCGAACUUUUUAUAAUCAAGCGCACCGUUGCUUAAUUUGCCAGAUCGGACGAGACCGCGAUUUCGCACUGUGCAAAGAAGACAAAUGGCGCUGCACGGUGCAGAAAUUGUUUUUUUUUUGGCAAUAACUUUGUUUACAACAAUCUAAAAUUGUAUUUUUGAAGAUUUUUGUGUUUUGGAAGAAACUUUCUUUACAAAUCAAGAAAUGGCAAGAACUUUCUUUACAAAUUAAAAAAUGACAAGAACUUUUUUUACAAGCCAAAAAAUGAAACUUUAUAUUAAGCAUAAAAUGCUUUUUCACUUUUCAGAUUCCUUUGACGACUCAGUAGAUGAAGAAAAUCUGAACGGUCUGGAACGUUCCAUGGACGGUGGCCGUUCCCCAGGCCCUCCACGGUACGUUCGAAGCAAACAAAUCGCCACAGUACAAGCUCAAACCCCUGCCAAUGGUCUCCCAUCCUCAACCACACUCAACGGUGACCUAGCUGGCUACCUAUCACCUCGCUCUGGUCGAAGGCUGAUCACUUCGUCCAAAUCGACCGCUCCCUUACUCAACGUCUCGGCCACGAUCCAGGCGUGCACGCCCAAGAAUCAGAGCAUCGUGGCGCCUUCCGAAGGCAAAAAGGAAAAAAACGGUCAGAAAGAGUCGUCGCCAGGUAGUAAUGGUGGUGGUGGGCUUAUGUCGCAUCUCAAGGGCCUAGUUAAUGUGAGUAGUUAGCUCCGUUGUGCCACUUUUCGUAUGACCCGUCUUGCCAAAACGUUCUAACAGGUUUGAGGUAAACAUGCUCACCGUGACUGACUGUUUGAUUGUAGUGCAACGAUACUAAGUGUAGUGCUAAUGAGAUUGAUGUAGUGAUAAUAAGCUUGGUAGUAGUGAUAACAAGGUUGAUUGUAGUACUAACGAUACUAGUUGUAGUGCUAACAAUUAUUGUUCAGCUUCUUAUUAGUUUGUUCAAAAAAUGCUGCGCCCCUCUCAAAGCAAAUUUUCAUGGUUAAAUGGCGCAGACUUUUUUGAACAACUUAUUACUAACUUUUGGCUUUUGGGCGGGGUAAAUUAAUAUAACAGAAGGCAGGGACGUCGCUAAGGGAGAGGAAUAGAAUUAGGGUAAAGGUAGAGAAAGAGGAGAAGAUGGAGGUAGAGAUAGGUGCAAAAGUAGGGGCAGAAGAAGUAAAAAAAAUUUGCAAGAAAAUCAACAGGGGGAACCGAGUUCAAAAUUUUUCGAAAAAAAUUUUUUUUUGAAAGAAAUUGAAAAAUGACAGAAUAAAUAAUAGGUAGGCUUUAAAACACUCAAAAACUUUGUUUCCACCCAGUGUUCCUCGAACUUUUUAUUAUCAAGCCCACCGUUGCUUAACUUGCCAGAUCGGACGGGACCGCGCUUUCGCAUUGUGCAAAGAAGGCAAAUGACACUGCACAGUGCAGAACUUCAGUUAUUGGCAAUGACUUUGUUUACAAUGACCUAAAAUAGCAUUUUUGAGAUUUUUGAGUUUUGGAAGAAACUUUCUUUACAGGUUUUUCUUUUUUCCUUGUGCUUGAGUAAAGGAACGUUAUAGUAACUAACAGCUUAAUUUGAUGCUUUUUGUCAACUUUUCAAUGUUGUGACCUGCUUUAACUAUAUUUUUUGUUUUUCAUCUUCACUUCUCAACGUUUAUGACAUUUUUUAUAUUAUAUCCUCCCCUCUUCAGUCCUUCAACACGGCAAGCAGCAACGCGCUUGGGCACGUGCGAAAGCGUUCGCUUUCUCGUGGCAUAAGUCUUGACGACGCGCGGCAACGUCAGCAACAACAGCAACAGCUCCAGCCCACAACCCCCAACUCCACGGCGACCACGCCCACAAGUGGGCUUGGCAGUGCGAGCAGUACCAGCUCACAUAAUGGUCCACAUUCGCCAUCUUCGUCACGACGACUGACGGUGGAAGAAGAAGAAAGAGAGAUCAGAAGGCGAAGAAGGCUGAGAAGACGGAGCGAUUGUCAGGGCAUGAUUCCAGGCAAUCGUAUGACAGAUGGGGUGAGUUUUUAAAUGGUUUUUGGGGGUGAAUAAUGAAGUUUUUUGGCUGAAAAAGGCCAAGAUUACGAGUAAAACGGCUUGAAAUGAAUAAAAAUGGCAACAACUUUCUUUACAAAACCAAAAAAUGACAAAACUUAUAAUAGAAAUGUUAGAACCUGUCAAAAACUUUGUUUCCACCCCGUGUUCCUCGAACUUUUUAUAAUCAAGCGCACCGUUGCUUAACUUGCCAGAUCGGACGGGAUCGCGCUUUCGCACUGUGCAAUGAAGACAAAUGGUGCUGCACGGUGCAGAAAUUGAGUUUUUUGCAAGAACUUUGUUUACAAUCACUUAAAAUGGCGUAUUAGAGGAUUUUUGAGUGUUGGAAGGAACUUUCUUUACACUGUUUUUAUAGAAAUCAUUAUUUUUCGCAAUUUUUGAAAAACCGCAAUAACUUUGUUUACAAAACAAAAAAGUGCUAAAAAUAAUUUUUUAGUGCUAAAAAUGACUUUUUACAACUUUCAUUUUCAGAGUAUAAGCCCAGCUCGCGCCCUGCAUCCAGCCGUUAUUUACUCGGCGACACCAGUGGAUGCCUACAAUCGACUGGUCAAUAACGGGGUAGUUGUUAGCAGUGUAAGAGCAUCGACUGGUAGUGAAAGUCCUUUCGAGGAACGAAAAAAUUCUUGCCGGUGAGUUUUUUCAAAGCUACAGUAUGACAUGAAAUUUACUUUUAAGCUACAGUAUGCCUCGAAAUUCAUUUUUGAGCUACAGUAUGACUUGAUGUUCUUUUUUGUUACAGUAUAACCUAAAAUUUUCUUUUGAGCAACAGUACGACCUAAACUUCAUUUUCAACUUGAAUGAUACUAUAUAGUACCAUGCAAUAUAGUACGAUACUAUACAGUACCAAAAUAUAUUUUAAAAUUUUCAGAAAACGCUAUCCUUUCUUAAGUUUUGCCCCGAGAGCUAUGUCACGUUCUUGA